Alternaria alternata is the source of this 1596-nucleotide messenger RNA. RefSeq lists its product as hypothetical. NCBI's taxonomy places the organism in Eukaryota, Fungi, Ascomycota, Dothideomycetes, Pleosporales, Pleosporaceae. The transcript has a single exon. Bases 478 to 1464 code for a protein of 328 amino acids. The record is from RefSeq and is a predicted model, not a curated record.
AAGGCUGCGCCUGCGAACAAGGCUGGACUGGGUCAAAUGAAGAGCCAGAGCAUAUUCAAGCGGAAGAAGGACGAUGCGACAUCGGAGCAAAAGCCGGCGAAGAAAGUUAAGUUAUGAGUGAUGUUAUAGCGCUGGUCUUUUUAUAUGCAUAGCGCGGCGUCGGGGUCAUCAGGUUACGGAUAGGACAAUGGGGCUGGAUUGCCAGAUAACCCACAUACAAUAUAUCGGCACGCAGUGUAGCCGCUUUCAGCGUGUUCUGCAGUCCCUGAAGGCUAUCGCGACAUUUCGCGUUCGGGUGCACGCGUCAUACCAUGUCUGACUUAGCGUCGUUCGGCGCGUCUACAUCAUCGAGACGCGUCUUCCCUACCAUAUAUCUCCACAAACGUCUCCCGCCACUUCGAAAAUUUCUCGUUCUUUACUUCUUCGCCCUGCGGAUUCGUCGCGACCACGUUGAAACUCUCAUCUCCUGUCGCAAGCAUGUCUAUUCUCACCUUGUCGUCUCUCCCGGACCCCAUUCUACAUCUAAUAUGUGUCUACCUCGCGCCUGACCGACCCACUAUCAACGACGAUGAACACGGCCAAUGCCCGACCCUCUACCGUCCUAUCAUCAGCCUCUCCUUGACCGCACACUCACUCAAUCGCAUUUCCUCGAGAUACAUCGCGACCAACAUCAGUCUCACAGAUACAUGCGCGCGCUGGGAUCUGUUCCUACGCACCGUAACGACGAACCCUAUCUACGCGUCGAACGUCAAAUACCUAAGACUUAAAGAGAGCUCGGUCGAAGAAGAUAUUGGAAUGUCAAACGAAAACUCAGCUGAAGAAGAGAUUGAGAAAUCGCCUUCGAAAUACCAAUAUGAAUACAUCGCAGACAUGUUCAGGGCGUUGACUGGCUUAGAGGCGAUGUAUGUACAUUAUGGCAUAUCGGCAUAUGCUGCUCAUAUCGUACACUGUCUUACGCACAAGCCACUGCCGCUAUGGGAUACGAUACGAGUGGUGCGCUUUGAUAACACAAACGCCUGGGACGAGGAGUGCGUUGUGCAACUCGAUCUCAAGCGCAAAGAGGAAGGAGAAGAGGAAAGCACAUACCGCAAAUACACUACGGGGACAGAGCAACUCAAUGGGAACCUAGAAGGCUUGAACAUGACCAAAUUUCUCGAAAUUCCGAACGUUACUGGCGUCAUCGCCACAACUCGCGACUUCGAGAACGAUGGCGAUGACCAGGACGACGCGGACUGGGCGGACGAAGACGAGGAGGGAACAGAUGACGACAGCGAUGGGUGGAGUGAGCGCGACUACGAAGACGAUAGCGAAGACAGUGAUUGGGAUUCUGAGGAUGAGAGCGAUUACGAAGAUGAUUGGGAAGCUGAGUACGGAUUUAUUGUACCAAAGGCUGAACCGGUAAAAGAUCUACCGGUUCCGAACACUGCGGUUGUAGUUCCUGGCAAAAGUCUUCUAGAUUUUUGAGCCUGUGUGGGAUAUGCAGUUAUUUGAUUGCUGGGUAAAAGGGACUAGGUAUGGUUCUUCUGCUGUUUGUAUAUUAUAUUGUAUUACUUUGUUAGGUUUUUGGAUUCGAUCAGGCAUCGAAUCCAGCAACAU